GCAGCGCCCUCUACUACAGAAGCACCUCUAUAACAGCAGCACCUCUACUACAGCAGCACCCUCUACCUACAGCAACACCCUCUCCUACAGCAGCACCUCUACUACAGCAGCACCCUCUACUACAGCAGCACCCUCUCCUACAGCAGCACCCACUACCUACAGCAGCACCCUCUCCUACAGCAGCACCCUCUACUACAGCACCAACAGCAUCACCCUCUUCAACAACAGCACCCACACUAGCAGCACUAUCCACAGAACGGAGUAUACAGCAGGCAGUGGCACCAUACAGCACUGAGUAUACAGCAGGCAGUGGCACCAUACAGCACUGAGUAUACAGCAGGCAGCAUACAGCACUGAGUAUACAGCAGGCAUCAUACAGCACUGAGUAUACAGCAGGCAGCAUACAGCACUGAGUAUACAGCAGGCAGCAUACAGCACUGAGUAUACAGCAGGCAGCAUACAGCACGGAGUAUACAGCAGGCAGUGGCACCAUACAGCACUGAGUAUACAGCAGGCAGUGGCACCAUACAGCACUGAGUAUACAGCAGGCAGCAUACAGCACUGAGUAUACAGCAGGCAGCAUACAGCACUGAGUAUACAGCAGGCAGCAUACAGCACUGAGUAUACAGCAGGCAUCAUACAGCACAGGGUUGCGAUGGCAGCACAUGAACUAAACAAACUCCAAGUCUGCCUAUAAAUACCCGCUUUCCUGCUGCCCAGCUGCACAACGUGAACCCUCCAAGCUGAGCUGAGAGAGAGAUUGCUGGGGAUGGACAGAUCAUCUGUGAUUUCCUUUAUGUCUGGGAGCUCAGCGCCGGAUUACUGGAUCGAUGGCUCCAACAAGGACACCUUGGCCCGUCACUACGAUCUGGAGUCUGAGCUGGGACGGGGAGCAACUUCCGUUGUAUACAGAUGUCGACAAAAAGGAACACAGAAGCCAUUUGCUGUCAAAAUGCUGAAGAAAACUGUAGACAAGAAAAUUGUAAGAACAGAAAUUGGAGUUCUACUGAGACUUUCUCAUCCAAAUAUUAUCAAAUUGAAGGAAAUAUUUGAAACUCCGACAGAAAUUAGCCUCGUCCUCGAACUUGUGACUGGAGGCGAACUGUUUGACAGGAUUGUGGAGAAAGGUUAUUACAGCGAGCGAGAUGCAGCUGACGCAGUGAAACAGGUCCUGGAGGCAGUUUCAUAUCUGCAUGAGAAUGGGAUUGUCCACCGAGAUCUGAAGCCAGAAAAUCUUCUUUAUGCUACUCCUGCACCGGAUGCUUGUCUCAAAAUCGCUGAUUUCGGUUUGUCUAAGAUUGUCGAUGAUCAAGUGACAAUGAAGACUGUAUGUGGUACUCCAGGGUAUUGUGCUCCUGAAAUUCUCAGAGGCUGCGCUUAUGGACCUGAGGUGGACAUGUGGUCUGUGGGCAUAAUAACCUAUAUAUUGCUUUGUGGCUUUGAACCUUUCUAUGAUGAGCGGGGGGAUCAAUACAUGUUUAAAAGAAUUCUUAACUGUCAUUAUGACUUUGUCUCCCCCUGGUGGGACGAUGUAUCUUUGAACGCCAAGGACUUGGUUAAAAAGUUAAUAGUGUUCGAUCCGAAAAAGCGUCUCACCACUCAGCAAGCGUUACAGCACCCGUGGGUAACAGGAAAAGCGGCAAACUUUGCUCAUAUGGACACAGCUCAAAAGAAACUUCAAGAGUUCAAUGCUCGACGCAAGCUCAAAGCAGCAGUUAAAGCAGUAGUGGCUUCGACCCGCCUAGGAAGUGCUGGCAGCCAUAGCAGUCACGAUAGCAAUAAGACCAGUCGAAAUCAAUCUCCAGUACAGGAGAGUGGUCAUGAAGAAGUUCCCACUCAGGAAUCUAAACAGGAUGCGGAUGGUGGGUCAUGAAUAUACCAUCUCCAUGUUUCGGUCAAGGUCUAUGCCAUUUCACGCACCAGCAACAUCAACUCGUCUCCCAGAAAAAAAAAAAGAUUCUUUAGCAUGGCCUUGGGGCAUUUUUUCUUUAUUUUACUUGAGGAGGUGCAACGAAGUGUGCAAGAUGGCUAUACUACAGAUUAUCCAGUGCAUGUGACUUCUUCUAGAAAAUGGCCGACCUCAAACAUGGAUGAUACAACUCUCAAUAAUCUACCGACAUGUGAACUAUGACAUGAGUAAACAUUAUUUUAAUUAUAACAUUGAUAUGCAUAGAAUCUACAUGAUAGAUAACAUAUGAAGUGUGAAGUCUUUUUAUUUCGAAAAUUUUAUAAAGCUCUGGAACUUAAUAGGGAUUAAGCUAAAUAGUUUGAGUUUUCAUUUCAUAUUAUUACGAUGUCGUUUUGGAUUGACACUGAUGCUCAAGAUGUGUACCACUUUUGAGUUUUAUCACUUAUAUCUAACAACUGUUUACAUGAAAAUAGUAUGUGCAUUUAUGCAAAAAAAAAACCCCACAAAAACAAAAUCAAAAAACAUUCCACAGAUACGAUGGUUCCGUGUAUAGUGUUGCGACUCUUGACUGCACUCAAAGGUUUAAGAAUGCCUUACGGUAACACUUUAUAUACAGUAUUUUAUUAACCAAAAGAGCACUUUCAUAGAUUUUUUCUGCCAUUGCAUUAUAUAGAAUUGGAAAUAUGUAACAUGUAUACCUAAGCAAAAUAAUACAUUAUAGCUUGCACGCUG
Molecule: messenger RNA, 2641 nt
Organism: Pelobates fuscus (common spadefoot toad)
Lineage: Eukaryota; Metazoa; Chordata; Amphibia; Anura; Pelobatidae
Gene: CAMK4
Product: calcium/calmodulin dependent protein kinase IV
Exons: 12
Coding region: 770-1873 (367 amino acids)
Biological process (GO): protein phosphorylation
Molecular function (GO): ATP binding; calcium/calmodulin-dependent protein kinase activity; calmodulin binding
Source: RefSeq, a predicted model, not a curated record